GAAUCGGCUUCCCCGAGCGCCGCGCAGCCAGGUCCGGGCUGGCCCCUCUGCUGCCCCGGGAGCCGGCCAUGCCACCGCGGGAGCUGAGUGAGGCCGAGCCGCCUCCGCUCCGGGCCCCGACCCCUCCUCCGCGGCGGCGCAGCUCACCCCCGGAGCUGGGCAUCAAGUGCGUGCUGGUGGGCGACGGCGCGGUGGGCAAGAGCAGCCUCAUCGUCAGCUACACUUGCAAUGGGUACCCUGCGCGCUACCGGCCCACGGCGUUGGACACCUUCUCCGUGCAAGUCCUGGUGGAUGGAGCCCCCGUGCGCAUCGAGCUCUGGGACACAGCUGGGCAGGAGGACUUCGACCGGCUUCGCUCCCUUUGCUACCCGGAUACCGACGUCUUUCUGGCGUGCUUCAGCGUGGUACAGCCCAGCUCCUUCCAGAACAUCACAGAAAAAUGGCUGCCUGAAAUUCGCACUCACAACCCCCAGGCCCCUGUGCUACUGGUGGGCACCCAGGCCGACCUCAGGGACGAUGUCAAUGUACUAAUUCAAUUGGACCAAGGAGGUCGGGAGGGCCCAGUGCCCCAGCCCCAAGCCCAGGGUCUGGCCGAGAAGAUCCGGGCUUGCUGCUACCUUGAGUGCUCUGCCUUGACGCAAAAGAACUUGAAAGAGGUGUUUGACUCGGCCAUUCUGAGUGCCAUUGAGCACAAAGCCCGCCUGGAGAAGAAACUGAACGCAAAAGGGGUGCGCACCCUGUCCCGCUGCCGCUGGAAGAAAUUCUUCUGCUUUGUUUGAGCAGCUGUGGCAGUGCAAGCCCUAGGCUGGAGGCCCAAGACUUGGAACCUGGGCCACCGGGCCUUUGAGGGGUACUGGCAGGGCUUGGACAGUCGCUGGUACUCAGUUCCCUAUUGAACACAGAGGAUGUGGGUCUCUAGAUGCCCACUCUGAUAAGCCAGGGAGAGCCUAGGCCCUAAUGGGCCCUCUGAUUUGGAUUUCUUUGGUCAAGGCCCACAGGAAAAUCCCAGCACUUGGAUUUUCAUGAAAUGAUCCUGGCAGUAUCAACCAUCUCUGAGCAACAUGAGAUGCAAUUCUCAGUUUCUUUCAUGGUCCCCUGCAGGUCAACAUGGCUGAAUGAGGACCCCUUGUGGUGGUCUUCAUCCCCUCCUUGCACAGAUGUGACAGGGAACAAGAGAAACAGCUGGUCAUCUUGGAGGACUGGAAGGUGGCCAGCCUCGAUUUGGAGAGAUUUGAGAUGGAGUAGGUAAGAGGCCAGUAAGAAAUUGAGAGAGGGAACAGAAGGCAAGGUUUGAAGAGGUUCAACCGAAGGCAGAGUAGAGGGCUGGGCCUGAAAGGAGGAAGACAAGGAGAAAGAGAGCAGGAGAUGGGCAGCUGUGGAGAAGGCUGACACCUGGGCUGCCCUCAAGCCCCAAGGCCAGGGAGGGCGGGGCUGCUCCCUGGGAAGAACUGGGUCUCUAGGCUCCCUCGGUACUGCUCAAACAGGCUGGGCCAGCAGUCAGGCAGGAAGUGAGAGUCAAGGCCUUGCAAAGGGAGGGGGAAGAACUGCAAAUUAGAGUGAAGGAAGGGGUAGGGGUCAUCCCUUUCCUCAAGGUC
Molecule: messenger RNA, 1595 nt
Organism: Nannospalax galili (Upper Galilee mountains blind mole rat)
Lineage: Eukaryota; Metazoa; Chordata; Mammalia; Rodentia; Spalacidae
Gene: Rhov
Product: ras homolog family member V
Exons: 3
Coding region: 69-779 (236 amino acids)
Biological process (GO): small GTPase-mediated signal transduction
Molecular function (GO): GTPase activity; GTP binding
Source: RefSeq, a predicted model, not a curated record